Molecule: messenger RNA, 2312 nt
Organism: Nanorana parkeri
Lineage: Eukaryota; Metazoa; Chordata; Amphibia; Anura; Dicroglossidae
Product: heterogeneous nuclear ribonucleoprotein R-like
Exons: 12
Coding region: 198-1793 (531 amino acids)
Cellular component (GO): nucleus; ribonucleoprotein complex
Molecular function (GO): mRNA binding
Source: RefSeq, a predicted model, not a curated record
CUCAUUCCCGCUCCCCCGUCUCUCGGCCUAGCUCAUUGGAAGGCCCCUGAUAGUUGAUGUAGACGACCCCGUAUGUAGGCUCCGUGAUUGGGAGAAGAAUACGGGAGAAGGAGGCGGGCCCGGCGGGGAAGACGCGCCAUUUUAGCAGCAUAGUACGGCGGUUUGAGCGGAACUGACACUCCAUUUUCACUGAAGUUAUGAAAACCUACAAGCAGAAGGAGAAGCCAGGAAAUAAGCCUCAGGAAAGUAUCAAGGCACCAGAUGAAGCAAAGAUCAAGGAAUUAUUGGAAAGAACUGGAUAUAGUUUAGAUGUGACAACUGGACAAAGAAAAUAUGGAGGUCCUCCUCCAGAAUCUGUGGCCUCAUGUGCACAGCCUGGCAUUGGGACAGAGGUUUUUGUUGGCAAGAUACCCAGAGAUCUCUAUGAGGAUGAGUUGGUGCCUCUUUUUGAAAAAGCAGGGCCUAUCUGGGAUCUUCGACUUAUGAUGGAUCCCUUGACUGGACAAAAUAGAGGUUAUGCCUUUAUCACAUUCUGCAAUAAAGAAGGAGCACAAGAAGCGGUUAGGCUGUGUGACAACUAUGAACUACGCCCUGGAAAACACAUUGGAGUGUGCAUUUCUGUGGCAAAUAACAGACUUUUUGUUGGAUCAAUACCCAAAAAUAAGACAAAAGAAAAUAUUCAGGAGGAGUUUAGUAAAGUUACAGAGGGCCUGGUGGAUGUAAUACUCUAUCAUCAACCGGAUGACAAGAAAAAGAACCGUGGCUUUUGUUUUCUGGAGUAUGAAGACCACAAGAAUGCAGCUCAAGCCAGACGCAGGUUAAUGAGUGGAAAGGUGAAGGUUUGGGGGAAUGCUGUCACUGUAGAGUGGGCAGAUCCUGUGGAGGAGCCAGAUGCUGAGAUCAUGGCAAAGGUCAAAGUACUUUUUGUGAGAAACCUGUCUUCCACAGUAACUGAGGAAAUCCUUGAGAAGGCUUUUUCAGUGUUUGGGAAGCUGGAGCGGGUGAAGAAGUUAAAGGAUUAUGCGUUUGUACACUUUGAGGAGAGAGACUCUGCAGUCAGGGCCAUGGAUGAAAUGAAUGGAACGGACUUGGAAGGGGAAGACAUUGAAAUAGUAUUGGCAAAACCCCCAGACAAGAAGAGAAAAGAGCGGCAGGCAGCUCGACAAGCUUCUCGCGGUCCAAUGUAUGAUGAUUUUUACUAUUAUCCCCCUCCUCGUAUGCCUCCUCCAGGCAGGGGCAGGGGUCGUGGAGGCAGAGGUGGCUAUGCUUAUCCCCAAGAUUACUAUGGCUAUGAAGACUACUAUGAUGAUUAUUAUGCAUUCGAUUACCAUGACUACCGCGGUGGAUACGAUGACCCAUACUAUGGUUAUGAUGAUGCAUACCCUAUACGAGGGAGAGGCGGAAGAGGUGGUAGAGGUGCACCUCCACCACCUAGAGGUAGAGCAGCUCCACCCCAACGUGGAGGGCGUGCAAAUUUUUUACAAAGGGGUUCUCCCAUGGGCCCUCCUAGAGGAUCCAGAGGUGGGCGUGGUGGGCCUUCUCAACAAUCACAACGAGGUCGGAAUUUACGUGGUAACCGUGGAAAUAGAGGUGGGAAUGUUGGUGGAAAAAGAAAGGCAGACGGGUAUAGUCAGCCAGACUCCAAGCGCCGCCAGACCAACAAUCAGAAUUGGGGAAGUCAGCCUAUAGCCCAGCAGCCACUGCAACAAGGUGGUGAUUAUAGUGGUAACUAUGGUUACGGUAAUGACAAUCAGGAGUUUUAUCAGGAUUCUUAUGGGCAGCAGUGGAAAUAGGAAAAGCUAAAACCAUACAUUUUCAUCUUUCAAACACCUACAAUUAUAUAUACAUACCAACAAACACAUAGGCUUCGGUAGCUACUGGAGUCUUUUACUAGACCUUGGGUUUGAUUACUAUAAUGUAAAUAUCUUUUUUAGUUUGUUUUAUUGGUGUCUACCAAGCAAGCUUUGGUACAGUGAUGGAAAGUCAAGUAGGGGUUCAUUUAAACUGAAAAGAAGGCCCCACAUGUGAGUUUUCUGCUUAACUAAAUGUUUACACAUAUUUUUAGACUGUGAUAAUGUUUUUGGAUUAACGGCUGAUAUUUCAGUUUACGUGAUAGCACUCCUCACAAUGUAAUUGGGGGAUAUCAGUGUUUUUAUUGAUUUUUAGAAACUUUUUAGAAGGCUUAGGAAUUUGUUAUUGGGGACAGUAAACAUUUGUGCAGAAUUUGUAGUUUAUUUCUCUAGUUGUCCCUUAAAGGACACCUGUCCUGAGAGAGAUGUAUGUGGCUGACCUCCAUUUGCCAGUGUUUUUCU